Messenger RNA from Phodopus roborovskii (desert hamster), 948 nucleotides. It is a transcript of the gene Ift27, whose product is annotated as intraflagellar transport 27. Gene Ontology annotation, cellular component: Golgi apparatus. Bases 250 to 810 code for a protein of 186 amino acids. The record is from RefSeq and is a predicted model, not a curated record. Gene Ontology annotation, molecular function: GTP binding; GTPase activity. The transcript is spliced from 7 exons. NCBI's taxonomy places the organism in Eukaryota, Metazoa, Chordata, Mammalia, Rodentia, Cricetidae.
UGUGUCCCAACGCUACAGAAAAGGCCCUGGACCAGAAGGCUGGGCAGGGAGAGGUUCCGCUUCGCUCCAUUCCGCGGGCAACUGUGCCUACUGCCUGGGGCCUUGGAGCCCAAUGUCCACCCAACCCUAGCUCCCGGGCCUUCAUCCAUCUCUCCAUCGAGGCCACAAGCCCUGGGAUCCGCUGUCCCCGAAUCCUAACCUUUUUCAGCCACCCUCUCCCUCCCCAAUCCCUGCUAGUGGCUGGUUACCAUGGUGAAGCUAGCAGCCAAAUGCAUCCUGGCAGGAGACCCAGCCGUAGGCAAGACAGCCUUGGUACAGAUGUUCCGAAGUGACGGGACCCAUUUUCAGAAGAACUAUACUCUGACUACAGGUGUGGAUUUGGUGGUGAAGACAGUGCCAGUUCUUGACACAAAUGACAGUGUGGAACUCUUCAUUUUUGACUCAGCAGGCAAAGAGCUGUUCUCCGAAAUGCUGGAUAAAUUGUGGGAGAGUCCCAACGUCCUGUGUCUCGUCUAUGAUGUGACCAAUGAGCAGUCUUUCAUCAGCUGCACCAAGUGGCUGGAGAAGGUCCGGGCCCAGACUCCGGGUACCUCCCUCCCAGGUGUUUUAGUGGGAACUAAGACAGACCUCUCUGGCAGACGAACCGUGGAUUCUACGCAGGCCCAAGCAUGGGCUCUGGGCCAAGGCCUGGAAUUCUUUGAAACAUCUGUGAAGGAGAUGGACAAUUACGAGGCCCCGUUCCACUGUCUGGCCAAACAGUUCCACCAGCUGUACCGGGAAAAGGUGGACAUGUUCCAUACUCUGGUGUGAGGGUAUGGUGGUCUGUCCGCAGGCUGUUUCUGGGCUGCUGGGAGUCCAGCAGACCUUCAUCUCUCCAGAAGACAGAAGAUGGAAUUGCCUGGUACUUGUCAGAUAUCACUACAGCUUUCAAUAAAAUGAGGAAAUGAA